Messenger RNA from Polistes canadensis, 1142 nucleotides. RefSeq lists its product as uncharacterized. The coding region runs from base 77 to 682 and encodes 201 amino acids. The transcript is spliced from 4 exons. The record is from RefSeq and is a predicted model, not a curated record. Lineage: Eukaryota; Metazoa; Arthropoda; Insecta; Hymenoptera; Vespidae.
AUAACCUGGAAGUGACGUACAAAGGAUUCAGGAAAAUAGAGGAAAAUAAAGUUUUGGCUUAAGUCUACUCGAAAAGAUGAAAACUUUCCGUCGUUUCUUUAGUCAUCUACUCGUGAUCGUAUGGUGUUUGGAUUUCUUCUUUUUAUACGCUAGCAGCUUCCACGAGGAUGUACGAGGAAAUUCCGCGGAAGUCGAGGUUGCUCCGAGAAUGCACUCACGACAAAAGAGAUAUCUGAUCUUCCCCGAAGGUAGCAACUUACAGUUAGUGUACUGCUUGACUAUCGGAGCGUAUGGCAGAAACGAUGAUUUGGUGAUGGGUCUGACAGCAGCGUUGGCUUGGGAACUUCCGAGUAAAGUCGACUCCAAGAUAUCGGAUUUACUUCACCGUAGAAGCCGAAGUGUCAUGUUUCCGAAGGUUGAAGCUUUCUUGCAGUCCACUGGAAUCGACGGAAGAUCCUGCGUAAUGAAGGCCCUGUGCGAGGCAGGCCAAAGACAUCCAUCUCAAAUCGGCAAGGGAACCUUUAUUCAAGAACUCCUGCACGCCAUUUUUACAUUACCAAAAGAUGGAGGAAAAUUCGAACGUUUUGAGGAUCGAGCUUACGAAGCAGCGUAUGAAAACGGUGGAAACUGUAAAGAACUUUAUCCAACGUGCCGGCACUCCAUUUACAAUGUGGAUCUUUGAGAUCGGAAUAGGCGAGGCGAGACGAAAGCUUCGCCGAGAAAUCGUAAGAAAACCUGUGCGAUGUUACUGUUGCUGCUCACGGUGUAAAAGAAAAGCUCACGGUCUAAGAAAAAGCUCACCGCCAUACUCGUCGACCGUUCCCCUAAGAUCCGAUAGGAGAAAACUUUUCAAAACUGACGUAGAAACGUGCUUCAAGUUUUUUCUUUUUGUAUCUUUUUUUUCUUUCGUUUUUUUGGCUCCACUCCAAUCGAUCCUUUCGAUUCGUCCGGAUGGGAGAAGGAUAAUGCUUCAACUUCCGUCAAAAUCGUUCCGAUCUUUUUACCUCUCGGCGAGAUCUUAAGAAAGACCCUAAGGAAAUUACACACUUUUCUUUUUCUUUUUCUUUUUCUUUUUACUCCACUUUUAUUACAUUUAUGUUUAUCACACAUCUAAUAAUUUCGACCGAAGAAACGUAUGCACU